Monascus purpureus is the source of this 1056-nucleotide messenger RNA. The record is from the annotation of a GenBank genome assembly. Lineage: Eukaryota; Fungi; Ascomycota; Eurotiomycetes; Eurotiales; Aspergillaceae.
AUGGGUUCCGUUUCCCCCAAACCGACCAUCCUCUACGUCGGCCCGCCCAUCGUCUUCGCCCACGAUGCCUGGGCCGCAUUCACCAAGAACUUCAACGUCCUCUUCUACGACCUCCACUCGAAAGAAGAGGUAAUCACCGCCUUCUCGGAAGGAGGGAAAUACUCCAAAAUUGGCGGCAUCGUUCGACCGAACAUCGGUCCCCAUCUCCUACCCUCAAUGGACAAAGAGCUGAUCAGCCACCUGCCCGCCUCCUGCAAGAUCAUCUCAUACUGCAACCACGGCUACGACGGGGAAGAUACAAAGGAAUUAGAGCGGAAGGGGAUCUGGUACUGCAAUGGUGCAGGAGGUGCCACGAACGCAACGGCGGAUAUGGCUUUGUUCCUUAUCCUGGCGGCGUACCGAUACACGACUUUCUGCGAGCAUCAGCUCCGGACGAUCGGGUCGGCGGACUAUUCCGCCGUCGAAGAUGUCUGUAACGGAUCCUACGAUCCUAAUGGUGGUAUUCUCGGGGUGAUCGGUCUGGGAGAGAUCGGUACCGCUGCUGCAACGCGAGCUCGUGUGCUUGGCAUGUCGAUUCACUACUUCAACCGGACGAGGAAGCCAGAAGCUGAGAAGGCACUGGGUGGUGCUGAAUAUCACAAGGAUCUGGAGUCCUUGUUGAGGAUAUCUGACUGCGUACUUGUUGCCUGCCCUCAUUCGCAAGAGACGCAUCAUCUUCUGAACAAGGAGACGUUCAAGCUGAUGAAGAAGGGGUCCCGGGUCGUCAAUAUUGCUCGCGGAAAGGUCAUCGACGAGGAAGCCCUGGUGGAUGCGUUGGAGGAUGGGACGAUUUCCAGCGUUGGACUGGAUGUAUUCCACGAUGAACCGGCCAUCCACCCGAAGCUGGUGAGCAAUUGGAAAGUUACCUUGGUGCCCCAUAUUGGUGGAAGCACGGUAGGCACACUACAGAAAUUCGAGGAAAUCGCCCUGAAAAAUAUUGAGGCUUUCUUCCUGGGAGACGGCAAGCCUUUGACGCCGAUAAACAACGUGUGUAAGAACAUAGAGGCGAAGUUCUAG